AUGUUGGAAUUCUUGGGUUCUCAGAUAAAUGAGUAUGCUACUACAUGGUACGUCGUUGUACCAGUGGUGUUGAUCAUCUACAAGAUGAUAGCUACAUUGUACGAGUCAUACUUGACAAGGAAAUUGGGAGCAAAGCCCAUUACGAACUGCCAAACUGACGGCUGGGCCGGCUUCCAUGCGCCCUUUGUUCUUAUCAGGAAGAAAGCUAGUGGUGAACUCAUAGACUUUGGGGUUGAAAGGUAUAAGGAGUUGAAGAACCCGGAUGUGCCCACUUUCAUGUUUAAAAUAUUCAAUAUCCCCAUUUUAUCAACCAAGGAUCCCGAAAAUAUCAAGGCGAUACUUGCUACCCAGUUUUCCGAUUUCUCGUUGGGAACUAGACAUGCCCAUUUUUUGCCCUUGCUUGGCGACGGUAUCUUUACCUUGGACGGCCAAGGUUGGAAGGACUCCAGACACAUGUUGCGUCCGCAAUUUGCACGAGAGCAAGUUAGCCAUGUCAAGAUGUUGGAGCCCCACAUGCAAGUCUUUUUCAAACACGUGAGAAAAAACCAAGGCCAAACGUUUGAUAUCCAGGAGUUGUUCUUCAGAUUGACCGUGGACACCUCGACGGAGUUUCUCUUUGGCGAGUCGGUGGAGUCUCUUCGAGACUCGUCGAUUGGCAUGCGCCCCAACUCGGGCGAUUUCGAAGGCAAGGAGAAAUUUGCAGAAGCGUUCAAUUAUUCUCAAAACUACUUGGCCUCGCGCGCGGUGAUGCAAAACCUCUACUGGCUCUUGAAUGGCAAGAAAUUCCAGCAAUGCAACAAGAUUGUCCAUCGUUUUGCCCAUUACUAUGUCGAAAAGACCUUGACUCUCACGCAAGAGGACUUGCAGAAACAGAAUGGUUACGUUUUCCUUUACGAAUUGGCUAAACACACGAGAGAUGCAAAAGUGUUGCAGGACCAGUUGCUCAACAUCAUGGUUGCCGGUAGGGACACCACUGCCGGGUUGUUGUCCUUUGUAUUCUUUGAGUUGGCCAGAAACCCCGCCGUGCUUGCCAAGUUGAAGCAGGAGUUGUAUUCCAAAUUUGGCUCGGGCGCCGAGGCCAGAAUCGAAGAAAUCACUUUUGAGUCUUUGAAAAGCUGCGAGUACUUGAAAGCAGUGCUCAACGAGUGUUUACGUUUAUACCCAUCGGUGCCGCAAAAUUUCAGAAUCGCCACUAGAAACACCACAUUGCCUCGCGGUGGCGGCAAGGACGGCAUGUCGCCGAUCUUGGUGAGAAAAGGCCAAAAUGUUGUUUAUUCAUGCUACGCGUUGCACCGCGACGAAAAGUACUACGGCAAGGACGCCGAAUGCUUUAGACCCGAGAGAUGGUUUGAGCCAGAGGCCAGGAAAUUGGGCUGGAGCUUUGUUCCCUUCAACGGUGGUCCAAGGAUCUGUCUCGGCCAGCAGUUUGCCCUCACCGAGGCGUCGUACAUCACAACCAGAUUGCUUCAAGAGUUCCCACAUUUGAGCCUGGAUCCAAACAUUGGGUAUCCACCAAAGAAGAUGUCGCACUUGACGAUGUCCGUGUACGACGGCGUUAACAUCAACAUGUAUUAG
Lodderomyces beijingensis is the source of this 1575-nucleotide messenger RNA. NCBI's taxonomy places the organism in Eukaryota, Fungi, Ascomycota, Pichiomycetes, Serinales, Debaryomycetaceae. The record is from the annotation of a GenBank genome assembly.